This is a messenger RNA of Onychostruthus taczanowskii (white-rumped snowfinch), 1060 nucleotides long. Its product is annotated as translation initiation factor IF-2-like. The coding region runs from base 11 to 1060 and encodes 349 amino acids. The transcript is spliced from 4 exons. The record is from RefSeq and is a predicted model, not a curated record. Lineage: Eukaryota; Metazoa; Chordata; Aves; Passeriformes; Passeridae.
UGGGGGGGGUAUGGGGUGCACGCUGUACCCCAGGCACAGCCCAGUGCCGGCCAGGGGACUCCCCCCGGCCCCUUCCCUCAGCAGCCCGGGGAGCCCCCGGGGAAGCCCCGUCCCCUUGGUGGCACAGCGGUGCCACCCCACGCCAGCUGCCCGCGGGCACGCUCGGCCCCGGCCCGGCACUUGGCCCCGGGGCACCGGGAUGCCGCCGGUGAGGGGCCAGGGCUGGCACCCCGCACCCCCCGCACCCCCCGGCCACCGCUACCGGCUCCCCUGUCAGCGGCCCCCCAGCCCCGCGGCACGGCACGGCACGGCACGGCACGGCACGGCACGGCACGGCACGGCACGGCAUCUCGGCCCGCCGCUCGUCGCCUCCCGGGGUGUCGCUGCCGGAGCCCCCCACCAUCCCCGAGCCCCCCGGGACCCCGCGCCCGCCGCGCCUCGGCACGGCCCCGGGGCGGGCACGGCACGGCACGGCACGGCACGGCACGGCACGGCACGGCACGGCACGGCACGGCGGACACGUGCAGCGGGAAGCACCGGGGACACCGCGGCCGCACCGGGCACCUCGGGGGGAUCCCCCGCGCCCGGCGGCGCCGCGGGGGUCCCGCAGCCGGGGGUCUCCUCCCGCAGCCCCCGGCCCCCCCACGGCAGCGGGGACCCUCCGGCAGCCCCGGGGGGCGGCCGAGCCCCCGCCGGCCGCCCGGUGCGGCGGCGGCCGAGCGCGGUCGGCGCUGCCCAAGCUUUGAUUCGCUUCCAGCCAACAUGGUCUCCGAACGCUCUAAAAAUAGUUGUCGUGCGCACCAAGCCCGCGGCAGCCCCGGCCGCCGAACAAAGCCGGGGAGCCGCCGCGGCCCGGCCGCCUCCCGCCGCCCGCCCCUUCCCCCGGGAUGGAGAGGGCUCCCCCGGACCAGGUGACCCCGCGGCGGCGGUGACACCCCCCGCCUUGGCCGGGGUCCCUCGUGCGCCGGCGGCCGUGGGGACGCGCCAAGGGACCCCGGCCAAGCGCCUCUCCCGUGACAAGUGCCGCAGCAUGGUUGUGCCCAAACCACCGUGGCCUUGA